CGCCGCUAUGGAAUAGCUGGAGCAGGACGGGCCCGGGGCGAGGGACGGAGCCGGUGUGACAGGCGGCCCGCGGGGCAGCCGCGGCAGCUUCCCGAGGGCUCAGGAACCGCGGAGCCGCUGCCUGUAAACCCCGCUUCCUCCCGACUGCCCUGCGGGGCGGCAGGAUUGGACAUUGGCGUGCAAUUGAGACAAUGGAGUCCAUGCUGAAUAAGUUGAAGAGUACCGUUACAAAGGUAACGGCUGAUGUCACCAGUGCAGUCAUGGGAAACCCUGUUACCAGGGAAUUUGAUGUUGGCCGACAUAUUGCCAGCGGUGGUAAUGGCCUUGCUUGGAAGAUAUUUAAUGGAACUAAAAAAUCAACAAAGCAGGAAGUGGCUGUUUUUGUCUUUGAUAAGAAGCUAAUAGACAAAUAUCAAAAAUUUGAGAAGGAUCAGAUUAUUGACUCUUUAAAACGAGGCGUUCAGCAGCUAACCAGGCUUCGACAUCCUCGACUACUUACUGUUCAACACCCGUUGGAAGAAUCCAGGGAUUGCCUGGCUUUUUGUACAGAACCAGUCUGUGCAAGUUUAGCUAACAUUCUCGGCAGCUGGGACAAUCUACCUUCUCCUUUACCAUCUGACAUUAAAGAAUACCAACUGUAUGAUGUGGAGACCAAAUAUGGUUUGCUUCAGGUUUCUGAAGGCUUGUCAUUUUUGCAUAGCAGUGUGAAAAUGGUCCAUGGAAAUAUAACUCCUGAAAAUAUAAUUUUGAAUAAGAGUGGGGCAUGGAAAAUUAUGGGCUUUGAUUUUUGUAUCCAGUCAACAAAUCCAUCAGACCAGGAGCCAAAGUUCCCUUGUAAGGAAUGGGAUCCAAAUUUACCAUCCUUGUGUCUUCCAAAUCCUGAAUAUCUGGCACCAGAAUAUAUUCUCUCUGUGAGCUGCGAGACAGCCAGUGAUAUGUACUCUCUGGGAGCUGUUAUGUAUGCAGUGUUUAAUAAAGGGAAACCAAUUUUUGAGGUCAACAAGCAGGAUAUUUAUAAAAGCUUUAGUAGACAGCUGGAUCAGCUGAGCCGUUUAAGCGCUGGAACUCUUCAGAAUAUACCAGAGGAGGUGCGUGAACAUGUAAAGCUACUCUUAAAUGUAGCUCCAGCAGUCAGACCGGACGCAGAUCAAAUGACUAAGAUACCAUUCUUCGAUGAUGUAGGAGCAAUGACGCUUCAGUAUUUUGAUUCAUUAUUUCAAAGGGAUAAUCUUCAGAAAUCACAGUUUUUUAAAGGGCUACCAAAAGUUCUGCCAAAACUACCUAAGCGUGUUAUAAUUCAGCGAAUUUUGCCUUGCUUGACUUCUGAAUUUGUGAAUCCUGAUAUGGUACCCUUUGUCUUGCCUAACGUUCUCCUAAUUGCUGAGGAAUGCACCAAAGAAGAAUAUAUUAAGCUUAUUCUGCCAGAUCUUGGUCCUGUUUUUAAGCAGCAAGAACCAAUCCAGAUCUUGUUGAUCUUCCUGCAAAAAAUGGACUUGCUUCUAACCAAAACUCCACCCGAUGAAAUAAAGAACAGUGUUCUGCCGAUGGUUUAUAGAGCCUUGGAAGCACCUUCAAUUCAGAUCCAGGAGCUUUGCCUAAACAUAAUUCCCACAUUUGCCAAUUUAAUAGAUUACCCAUCAAUGAAAAAUUCAUUAAUUCCAAGAAUUAAAAAUGCAUGUUUGCAAACUUCUUCUCUUGCUGUCCGGGUAAACUCACUAGUGUGCUUAGGCAAGAUUUUGGAGUACUUGGAUAAAUGGUUUGUGCUUGAUGAUAUUUUACCUUUUCUACAACAAAUUCCAUCCAAGGAACCUGCAGUGCUAAUGGGGAUUUUGGGUAUUUACAAAUGUACGUUUACUCAUAAGAAGCUGGGAAUUACCAAAGAACAGCUUGCAGGAAAAGUAUUGCCCCAUCUGAUUCCUCUUAGUAUUGAGAACAAUCUUAAUCUCAAUCAGUUCAAUUCUUUUAUUUGUGUUAUAAAAGAUAUGCUUAAUAGAUUGGAGGCAGAGCAUAAAACAAAGCUUGAGCAACUUCAUGUCAUGCAAGAGCAACAGAAAUCUUUGGAUAUAGCUAACCAAAUGAGUGUGUCUGAAGAGGCAAGAUCUAGUAGUACAAGUAAUCAGAUUGACAAGGUAUUUAAUACGAGUGGAACUGACCUUCUAACUAGUGAAUCUGAUAGUAAAGAAAAUGAGAUGUCAUCAAAACAGAAAAAGGCAUCACUUACACUUGAAGAGAAGCAAAGGUUAGCUAAAGAGCAAGAACAGGCACAGAAACUGAAAAGCCAGCAACCUCUUAAGCCACAAGCAACUGUAAUAACACCUCCAGUGCAGCAGACAAAAGACUUGACAGAUACCUUGAUAGAUAAGAUGUCAUCUUUGACUAGCCAUUCUAUCAACAAAGCUAACGUGGCAUCUUCAAGCAGCUUCUCUUCUGUCCCGUCUAUGGGCGUUGGGAUGGGAUUUUCAUCACCUAUUGACAAUACAAAAAGAAAUGUAACAAACGGACUAAAUACUAAUAUGGGUUUCCAGACUGCUGGAUUUAGUAUGGGAGCUGGUCCCACCACUCAGAAUUUUUUCACUGGUCCAAGUGCAACGGCAACAACCAAGAUGAACUUUGUACCGACUGCCAGUAUGCCAAAUUACAGUCCUAUGAAUGCUGCAUCUGCAAUCUCCCCACUGACACAACAGAACAGACCCCCAGAUAUGUCUGCUUUGGAUAACCUUUUUGGUCCUCAGAAACCCAAAGUUAGCAUGAAACAGAUGGCUCAACAGAAAUCAAGCCAGUGGGUUAAUCAGUUUGUACCCCCGCCGGGGUCCCCAAGUGCGAGCAGUUCGGUCUUGGGACCUCCAAUGAACAUGAUAGGACAGCCUGGCUUUGGUAUACAGGGUAAUCCUUUCUUUUCUCCUCAGAACUUUGCACAACCAGCAAACACAAUGACAAACAGCAGCUCAGCUAGUAAUGAUUUAAAAGAUCUUUUUGGGUAAGAUGUUUUGUUUUCUUCUUUCAAAGGUCGAUGAGAUUUGGAUUAUGGGUAAGCAGAUUAACAUCUUUUUUUGACUAGUAAAAGCAUGACUUGGAGAAACUUUCAACCCAGCAAAGUAAAGGCUUUUGCACUGGAAAAAAGGCUUCAUUUUGCAUUCACCUGGUACUGCAGUGGAAUUGCAUAAGUGCAAAGUCACCUUAUGUGCUAAGGAUUUCCUGUCUCUUUACCAAACUUCAGAGCACUGAAGAUAGGACGUGUAUAUUCAGACGAAGAAAGAAGCAGCUAAGGAUUGAGUAAGCUUCUGAAUAAUUUUGAAAUAAACUCCUAUGAAGUUUCAUACAAAGUUUUGUUUCUUAAAUUCAGCAAAAGUGCUUAGGGGGUAAUAACACUUGUGAAUGCAAUCCUUCAGCCCAGUCCUUUCAGUGUCUGCUAGUUCUUACUCAUGAUUUGUUCCCUGAAUUUGGCACAAACUGUCAUUUUGCCAUAUGACAGUUUGCAGAAAGUGCAGCCUUGUGCUGCCUCAAAAAGUUUUGUUAGCCAUGUUACGUAGAAAGAUCUCUAACCAGUAAAAGUGCAAGAGGCUAAGAAGAGAAACUAUCUUGUAUUUCUUCUCUUGUAAGAUGAUUAAAAUUAAUAUAGUAGUAAUUACAGAAAAAUUCAGGAAACAUGAGAAGUUCUUAUAAAGUUUUGUGCAGGUGUGUAACAGUAAGAACACUGCCUCAAUGGCCAUGCUGGUCUACAAACUGUUUUAUAAUGCCAGAGCCUUGUUACUAGCCAUGUAGGAAAAGCAACAUACCAAUUAAACAGCAUUUUAAACUCCAUGUAGUGACAUGAUCACAUUUAUAAUGUAUUCCAGCCUUUUGGCUACUUUGAUACUGUUCCUAAGUGAUGUGAUAAAAGAAUAUGAAUAGUUACAGAACCUCCUAAAAACAAUGUUCUCUGUAAAAUUCAAAUGUUGACUGCUCCAACUGUGUAAAUAAGUAAUUUUGUGCAAUUAGACACACAAUAUUUAAUUACACAAAAAUAUCUUUAAUUAAUUCAUACAUUUUGGCUCACUUGGGAAGAUGGAAAAGGAUUGCCUUGCACAAGUUGCACAUGAUUGUGAGAAAAAGCAGAAUGCCAUAAAUUGCCUUGACUAGAAUAAACUAUUUAAUUUUAAUUUUCUUUUAACUCAAAUCCUUAUGAAGGACAGGUGAAUAUGAAGCAAGUUCUCAAAUAUGUAAGCUCAAUAAUAUGUGAUAAAUACACAGAUAUUUCAGAAUCUUUUCAUUGUAUUACUCCAAAUUUAAUAAAGGUCUCCAGAAAACCAAACAGUAGUUUCUUCUGCUUCCCAGGAGGUAUGCGUUUAGCUUGCCUGUGAUAGAAUCUCUUGCUCUGUCAGACACUACUGUUGGGUUUAACUUUAUUUCCUAGGAAUUUCAGGAGCUUUCUUGCAUAAUAUUUUGAAGGCUAUAGCUGGCUAUUUUGAGAAGGAAGGAACUAGUCACCUUUUUUAUGGAAAGCUACAUGCUUUAUUUUUCAAAGCCUUUCACUGAAGAAAUUGUUCUUUCAUUUGCUGCUUAAGAAACCAAAGGGCCUUAUGCUGUAAAUGUGACUUGUGUUUUGUUAUAUUUCCACAGUCCUAAGCGGUAAUAGCAUUAAGCAUAUUUCUUGAAGAAUCAUUUAUGUAUUAUAGCUGCUGCCUUAGUCCUGUUAUUUUAAAAUAUCUGGGACCAGUUAAAUUGUGGUUUAGAAAACAAUACCUAACACAUUGUGAUGUGUAUGUGCUGUUAAUAUUCAUGGUAGACAUUGUAGAUUACAUUAAGAUAUCUGUGUAAACUUAAGAACAACAUUGGAACUGUUAAAAGAAAUUAUUUAAGUUCAUUUAUGGUUACUAGUACUCUGUACUUUGACACUAAUGUCUUUUAUGUCAACUUUUGAAAGCUAUGUUUUGUUAGGGUAACUUAAGGCAAGCCUUUGAAGAAUUACUUGAAUUAUAUUCCUCUAAAUUAUCUGGAAAGUAGUUUUAUAUUAAAAAUAACAUCUCUUAGGACUCUACAAUGUAUUAAAUCAAUACAUCUAUGGUAAACGCAGUCUUAAAUGUCAUUGUCCUGAUCUGGAGUUUCAGUCAUUGAUCCCAUUGGACUGAGGGCUUUUUCAGAAUUGGAUUUUAAUUUAACCUAUUGGAAGGAAAAUUAACUGAAAAAAAUUGAUCUGAGUUUUAUAUAGUAGACCUCCUAGGGUAUGUGCUUUUGGCAGGGGUCAUCUGAGAAUACAAUCUAUUUUGUAAGAACAAAGUCAAAAAAAUCAUCUGAGUUCAAAUUAAGAGGACCUUUUCUGUAUAGUAGUAAGAUGAUGGGAUAAGAUCUUUAUCAGACUGAAGUAGUAUGAUUUUUCUUCUUCUUAUAUGUGAGAACAUAAUUAUAAUUUCUGUUGUUUGCUGCAAUUUUCAGAAUGACUAGACUAGAAGAAUAAUAAGAAAAAUAACCUGAAAAGAAUGCUUAUGAAAAUUACAACAUUUUUUCCCAAUUAUUUAAGAUAAAAACAACAAAAAAUAUCCUUAGUUAAAAUGAGAGGGUCAAAUCCCUCUUCCUUGUACGUGCUUCCUGUUUAGUGUGUAGGGAAACUAGGUGUGAGUGAAGUUCUGUAUUUCUUCUCUUAAAGGGAAAAGAAGUUGCAAGAGGUAAGUCACCAAAGCCCACAGGCCACUUGGCUCCUGCUACAGUAAUUUUUCUUUAGGAAGCCUUGUCCAGUUGAUCUCUCCACUUAAAAGUCAUCAUUCUGAGGCCCUGCAAGAGACUGGAAGACUGUGGCCAGGGUGAAUACCACUGAGAGCAACAGUUAUACUUCAUGUCCAAGUUGUUUGGGGAAGUGUAGGAGGAAGGGACAAGGUUACAAAAUGUGGGUAUUUUAGGGGUCUUCUGUUUGUGGACUUGGGUGGAAAGCAGUGUUACAUUUAGCUUGGUCUGAAACAGGGGGACUGUCUAGCCCUAAUGCAAAACAAAAUGGAGAACAUGGAUUUGAAAUUGGUAUCAGAUUAAGAAAUUGCAGAUUCCAUUACAAAAAGAGAAAUUUGAUAUAAAAUAAGUUCUCGCUGCAGUGCUUUGAGUGGUACUGUAAAUUACACAAAAUUUCUGGUCUUUGUAUUCAAUCUAAUUCAAAGAAAAAAAGUGGAAGCCUGGCAGGUUAUAUCAUUACCUUAGAGCCUGCACCCCAUGCACCUACUAUGCUCACACACUGUGAGCAGAUUCCACAGGGGAAAUUAAAGCAGGGUCUGGGCUGAACUGUGCAGCCACCUGCUUUACUUUCAAGUCUUUUGUGAGAGAUGGGUGAAGACUAGAAGGGAGUAAGUUCCUAUUCUUUAAUUGUUUUAUGUAUACUAUGUUUACCACAAAAGGAGAGAAAUGAAGAGAAGUGGAAAUAGCUGCACAUCUUAAUUACAAGCAUCAGUUGUCUUUUGGCUGCUGUGAUGUAUACUAAACUAAUGAUCUUGCACCAGGACAGCAAUCUUUUCCAUAGCAGAACUUGGUUCCGUUUGGUUUAAAGUAUGAAAAUCUCUGAAGCGUUUCUUAGAAAACAAAUUAAUUCUACUACAUGGAAGGACUGUAUUAAAGAGGCUUGAAAAAAACUUUGCUGGGCUGAUGGAAAGGGACCUUGAAACUGAUGAGUUACAAGUUAGCUUAGAAGCCCCUAGAUCUGCCUUCCAAGAGGAGUGGAAAAACACCGAGAAUCAUUUUGAAGAUGGAGCAGGUUUUCUGUUCUUCACACAAGUGUCCGUGAAUAAGGCACAGAAGAGCGUGUGGAACCUGCUUAGGCAGGAGGACAGCAGUACCAGAGGACCCUUGAAAGGUUAAGGAGUAACCAAUUGUUAGGGAGAGAGAGAAAUUUUACUGGGUACAUGGGUAGACUACCCUAGUGUGUUUUAAUGAAGAUGGUAUGUCUUCCUCUCUUAAUGAUGUGAAUUAGAAAUGUCCUGGGGAAGUUGUAGGCUUACAGGUCUGCAAGAUGCUGGGUACCCCAAGUAAAAGAUUGAAUUUUUUGAUGGAUAGGUGCACAACAUUUCAAGCCUUAUUAUUUAAAACUUUCCUUUUCUAUUAAGUUUUAUCUUUUUAGCAACAUAUCUCAGUGGAAAUUUCACAAUACCCCAAUAGCCUUUUAAAGUAAGAAAAAUGUGUGUUCACUUUUGUAUUUUGACUCCUGUUAUAAUGUAAUGUCUGUAGAUAAAUAAGUAAGUCUGUAUAUAUAUAUUAUGUGAUUUUAGAUUUUUCAGCUCAAUUGCACCAAAAAGGCAAAGAUUAAAUGACAAAAUACAUUCUCAAUCAAAUUCCACAAGGCUUCCGGUACAGGCUAACAGUUGUAUGAUAAUUCUGUUAUUUAUUAUAAUUUCACCUGCUCAGUUUGCCUGCAUCUACGUGGCUUGAGCAGAAAAGGAAAGUUUUUUAAACAAAAGUACAUGAACGCUGGAUCUCUCAUCACAGAUGAAGGUUUUGGACGUCAGAGUGACCUUUGCUUAUUGAUUAAGACUUUUUAUUAGAAAUGGGUGGGGGUAUCGUUCAUUUGUGCCAUUUCCAGUGAAAGAAAUAUAGGGAUGGGGAGUAUAGAAAAAAAUACCAUGCUGUAUAUGUGACCCUUUUUUGUUCUUUCUUAAGAGAUAAUGCUGCAUUUUUAUAUACUCAUUAUGAACUUUGAAAUAGCUGUGAGGAAACCUAUCUGGAGAAUUUCACGAGUUAGCUGAUAUUCAAGUGAGGUCCUGCCUUGCACCUAAUUUUCCAUCAGGUUUUGACUGCUUUACAAGGAUAUUACACAAGGCAGUAAAACCUUGGAUUCGUACACCAAACGCUCUUGCCUUCCAGGCCUCACACUUGUAUCAACAGAACAAAUAAGCCCCUGAAGUUGUAUUAAGUUCUCUGAAACAGUUCUAACUGCUGUAUAGAUUUCUGAGAUGCUGUAAAUCAAAAUGUGUUAUAGUGAACUCAGGCCUUGUGCAAAAUACUUAAUACCUGUUUAUUUGUCGAAUUGUACAGUCUCUAUACUAGUGGCAGUUUGUUUUGAUUGUAAAACAUGAAAUUCUCAUGAGAUUAUUUAUAAAGUGAUGUUAAUGUAGUGUCAGCUGUGAUUCAUAAUUAGAAUUGUCAUAGCAUGGCCUUUGUGUAUUUCUGGUUUAUUGGACAGGUCUUCAAAAACAAAUUUAUUCUUGUACCAACUUUUAGAUCAGCUACUUAAAAAAAUAUGUAAAAGGUACAGUGACAGUUUUGAGAAAUUCAUAUCACUUUGUACUGUGAAUGAGAUUGGCUAUGGAAAUAAAUGAACUUUUCAUAUUUUCA
Messenger RNA from Cuculus canorus (common cuckoo), 8283 nucleotides. RefSeq names its product SCY1 like pseudokinase 2 (gene SCYL2). Gene Ontology annotation, biological process: protein phosphorylation. NCBI's taxonomy places the organism in Eukaryota, Metazoa, Chordata, Aves, Cuculiformes, Cuculidae. The record is from RefSeq and is a predicted model, not a curated record. The transcript has 19 exons. Bases 192 to 2981 code for a protein of 929 amino acids. Gene Ontology annotation, molecular function: ATP binding; protein kinase activity.